Molecule: messenger RNA, 765 nt
Organism: Nestor notabilis (Kea)
Lineage: Eukaryota; Metazoa; Chordata; Aves; Psittaciformes; Psittacidae
Product: adenylate kinase isoenzyme 5-like
Exons: 6
Biological process (GO): nucleoside triphosphate biosynthetic process
Cellular component (GO): cytoplasm; cytosol
Molecular function (GO): nucleoside diphosphate kinase activity; ATP binding
Source: RefSeq, a predicted model, not a curated record
GAGGAGGAUCAGUCCAGUUUUUCUGGAUACGAGAGCACAGGAGGUGAGUUUCUUCUUCAGUGUCAUUUGCCAUUUGAUUCUGAAACCUUUGAUUUCCCCUUGUAUUUAAAGAGUUACUUAGACGAUGAAGUGAAUUCAGACUUUUCAGAAGAUCUGAGGAAAUCAAACAUAAUUUUUGUUGUUGGUGGGCCUGGCUCUGGCAAAGGGAGCCAGUGCGAACAGUUAGCCAAGAAAUAUGGAUUUACUCUCCUGUCUAUUGGUGACCUUCUCCAAAAUGAGUUAUCAUCAUUGUCAGAGAGAAGUAAACUGAUCAAAGACAUCACGGACUGUGGUGAACCUGUGCCUGGCGGUAUUGUCCUAGAGCUACUGAAGGAAGCCAUGAUUUCCAAGUUAGGGGACACAAAAGGUUUUCUGAUCGACGGGUAUCCCCAGGAGCUAAAAGAAGCAGAAGAAUUUGAGAGCAAGAUUGGGGAACCAAAACUUGUGUUCUGCCUGGACUGCUCUGCAGAAACAAUGAGCAGUCGCCUUCUGAUGAGAAAUCAGAGCAGUCAGCAUACUGAUAGUGCCGAAACCAUCAAGGAAGGAAUCGAAAGCUAUUACCAAGCGUCAAAACCUAUGAUUGCAUACUACGAAAGGAAGACACAGUUAUGCAAGGUUGAUGCAGAAGGAACACAGGAGGAGGUUUUUCUGGACAUCUGCAAGACCAUUGACUCUUUUCUGAACAAGGAAGAGGCGGCGUUUUGUUAUCCCACAGAAGCACAGUAA